Molecule: messenger RNA, 302 nt
Organism: Tinamus guttatus (white-throated tinamou)
Lineage: Eukaryota; Metazoa; Chordata; Aves; Tinamiformes; Tinamidae
Source: RefSeq, a predicted model, not a curated record
GGCGUAUUAACUGAUGUAGUUUUUCAGGCAUGCGUUUAGCAUUGGCUGAUGCUGGAGAUACUGUUGAAGAUGCCAACUUUGUGGAAACCAUGGCAGAUGCUGGUAUUCUGCGGCUCUACACAUGGGUGGAGUGGGUAAAGGAGAUGAUUGCAAAUAGAGACAGUUUAAGAAGUGGUCCUGCCAACACCUUCAAUGAUAGAGUCUUUGCCAGUGAAAUGAGCGCAGGUAUAAUGAAGACAGACCAAAAUUAUGAGAAGAUGAUGUUUAAAGAAGCUCUGAAAACCGGCUUUUUUGAAUUUCAG